AUGUAGUUGAUAAAUAUUUUUUAUAAUAAUAAAAUAAUUGUAUUAGAUAAUAUAAAAAAUUCAAAUCCAGGGGAGUAAUUUAUAACCACAAGGUUAGGAAUUUUUAUAGUGGAGGGUUUCUUUGUAUUUCAUGGAUUUUUAGAAGAGUUGAUAUUCUUCUUCUGUAUUUUUCUUAUUAAAAUAGUCUAUCUGGUUUAAGUAUAGUCUUUAAGGAUUUAAUAGAGAAGACUUUAAUGGUUCAUCUAAUUUGAAUAUCCAGAACUCAAUAAAAACAAUUUAAUUUGGAUUUACUUGAGUUCUUUUGAACAUCUAUAUUUAUUCGAUUCUACAUUUGUAUUAAGCUCCUUCAUAGGUAUUUAUAUAUUAAUCAAAAUAUUAAACUUUUGAGAU
Paramecium sonneborni is the source of this 390-nucleotide messenger RNA. The record is from the annotation of a GenBank genome assembly. Lineage: Eukaryota; Ciliophora; Oligohymenophorea; Peniculida; Parameciidae.